CUAGCCAUUGGGUUCGGCAUCAUCGUUUGAUAGUUGUGAUUUCCCCCCAUAGAGAUGAGCGCAGCCGCAGGAUACUUGAAAUGAUUCAAAAUCAAUAAAUCAAAAGGAUAAAGUCUCUAGAAUCGUAUAUGCUCGUUCGAAAUUUUUUUCUCGCAGUUUUUUUUUUUCGACCGGUAGUUGAGCAGGGGCAAGUACAGUUCGUUGUCAAAAGAAGCAGAACUCCUGUCGAAAUAAAAAAAUGGGGGUGGAUGAAAAUAAAAUCCAUCUUCGGGGGCCACUGAUGAAGGGCAAGGGCUACAGUCUCCGCCGCUGGGACCGCUGGCACCGCAACCAUUCUUCUCCCUGCUCUCCGGUGUCGUAGUCCGUGGGGAUGUUUGUUUUGUUUUGGUUUGUGGUGGUCUUCAACGUUUGCGUGGUCCCAGGGGAGUUGAUUCCGGAAGAUCACGUCAAAAUGUAUUAAUUUGGUGUACGUAGAAUUUUUUGAUUCAUUAGAACUACACCUAUCUGUAGCUGCAGCUGAUGUGUUGUCGUGUCCCUCUCAGUAUCACGAUCGUGAUUCACGAUGUCAUGUCACUUACUCUGCAAAGGCACGCAGGUAGUAGGAGAAGUUCAACAGCAGUUGUUGGUCACUUCUACUCUUCUACUUCGACUAGUCAACAAUGUAGAUGGUGAUCGUAGGAACAGACGGACGUUAAAACCCCAGGCUCUUCGGUUUGCUGGCCCAGACGAACCACGUCCUCGACACUGCGACGAAGCAGAAAAACGCCAUCGUAGCACAACUGGAAGCGAUUGCGGGAACGAGGGUGGACGGAAAUGGAGAUGGUCGCGUGUCCAGGCUCGAGGCGAAGGCGUUCUGCGAAAAGUUUCCGGGAAUCGGCGGCAGUGGUGGAGCUUCUAUGACCCCCAGCGGUGCCGCGACUCCGAGUAGCGUCGACCCGGUUCUUUCGAGCUUCACAGAGAAGAUGAAGCCGCUUUCUCGGUUAUUUGGCUCUUGCAUAGGCGGCCUUGCAGAUAAUACUGCUGAAGUUAGGUAAAUUAAGCUAUUCUGUUGGGUUGGUCUCAAUGUCAAUACUUGACUAUUGCGAGGCUAUGUGCUACGGUUAAUCAGGGGUUCGUAUUUUGUGUACGUGUAGACACUGCUAUUGCUUUGAUAAAACGCCACCACUUCAUUAUCCUGCUAGAUCGAUAUGUCCAUUACAGCCUCACAGAGUAAUAAUUUUGAGAUCGACGCGGACGCGGCAGCACAGGAAAAGAAAAAGAAAUACUUAUAUACUUACAGCGUUGAGGCUCCCGAGCAGCGCGGGUAUACCAAGGUCCUGCCCACUGAUCCCUAUGGAACUAUUCCUGUGAACCCCAAAGGAGAGGCGUCCCGUCCCCGUCCAGCUCCCGAACCGUGGCAAUACGUCAGGAACAAGAAUGAUCCCAAGAUUGAUCCCUCGGCAGCAGAGGCAGAAUACAUGCGGGAUCCCCGGACCAUGGGCAGCAGGGCCUUGUCGAGUUCAUCCUACUUCACCCAGGCGACCAACGGCGACCACCUCGAAGACGACCACACCGAUGUCCCGUCGCAAGUAUUUUGUCAAAAUUGGUAACCUGCAGCUGCAAAAACUGAAACACAACAUUUGGCAAAUGUCAUUUGAGUUUUGCUUUUUAUGUCUCACGAGAAAGUGUAUUUUAUGAAAUUCAUUCUUUUUUCACUGAAGUAAUUUAAUUCUUACGAAAAAUAGAAAUAACAACAGCACGAAGAGGAGCUGCACGUCGACUGAAGCGACCCGCGAAGAAAAACUGACUCACCUCUCCGCGCGCGCAGCAGGGUUCCAUGACGGAGGCAUCAAUCGGCAAAUCCGCACAUCAUGACCGAAUGGUAUCGAUAAAUUGUUUUUUCUUCCUGCUGUUUUUUUCUGUGCCUCUCGUCACGAAAACGCUCUUGUUCUUCUCAUUAUGUAUGUGGAUAUGGUUUGCUUUUGAAUUUCUGAUGUUGAGAAGCGAAUGCCUUUACGAAAACAGAUCGUCUUCAUGCCGUUUCACCUCCGUCGAACCCCUUGCACGAUCGGCGAUGGAUGCAGCUGUUGUCUUCUCUAUCUUCUACCCCCUUUGCUAUGAACGAGACCAAAUCACCUUCAUCCGGUUCAGAGGAAAUUACAAAGCAACAUGAAUGAAAUAAAUAUGUCAACAUGUAAAUGUACAUACAAACACAAAUAAAAAGAAGCGAAAAGCAGGAACCGACCACUGUAUGAUAUGUACCUAGUGUCGUCCCCUGGGGUUGAAAGCGCCAAGGAAGUUUUUUCAGUGAGUCAAUAUGUAUCAAACCCAUCUUCAACUUUGUCGUACUACAGUGACAGACAGUCCAAGUCGAACUUGUAUGGAAAUCGUGGUAACUGCAAUGUACACUUGCAAAUUAUACUGAAACUUCGAAAUAAAUGAAAUGUACCUACGUGCGCUGAUACAAAUUUUGAAAAAAAAAGCACAGCCAAAUACUACUGGAGCCACCGGCUUCAUCGAGGA
This is a messenger RNA of Amoebophrya sp. A120, 2502 nucleotides long. The record is from the annotation of a GenBank genome assembly. Lineage: Eukaryota; Dinophyceae; Syndiniales; Amoebophryaceae.